This is a messenger RNA of Corticium candelabrum, 2263 nucleotides long. RefSeq lists its product as uncharacterized. The record is from RefSeq and is a predicted model, not a curated record. The coding region runs from base 12 to 1955 and encodes 647 amino acids. The transcript has 3 exons. Lineage: Eukaryota; Metazoa; Porifera; Homoscleromorpha; Homosclerophorida; Plakinidae.
UGCCGGCCGGUAUGCACGGUCUUCUGUCUCUCCUUCUCUGCGCGGCAGCAGCAGUGGCUCAACGUGGCAAGUCGAACUUCACUUGUGUUGUUCCAACGUCGUCACCUGCACUCGACGAACCGCCUCUUCCUAGUCUGCCAUCUCAGUUUGUAGCACGCGUCGUCGCAAACAUCGAAAACAGGGACUACUUUGUGGAAGCAGUCGAAUACUACGAUUAUCCGAACAACCGUGGCAGAAUGGAUAUCCUAGGUGGCCGACGUGGAUCCAACUCGCAACAUUCCACCAUCUACACGUACGACGACGGACAGUACUUGUCUUUUGACUCAACGCGGUGCAAAGUCCAUUAUCUCAGUAAACGCACGGCAUUUAGUGUUUUCCCGUUUUCGUUCGAUUCUCCAGGGCACAUGCACAUCCGUGGAGUAGCCGACAUUUUGCACUUCGGACGACAGUUCAAUGAAAUUUAUUUAGGGGAGGAAGACCUCAGAGGCAUUCGGGCGAAUCGAUGGAGGACGUGCUUAACUACCAGGGCAGGAGGCAACAUGAGUAUGGAUUGGUACUUCAGCGCCGCUUACAAUGCUAGUGGUCGACGUAGACCGUCCAGACUGAGCGAGGGAACACCCCUACGGCUUGUCAUCGAAGGAGUUGAUCCUAACUUUGGUAGGCGGAGAGGCAAUUUCAGUGAAAGGGGUUCACAUUACUUCAAACAUACUUACGAAUAUCUGACUUUCAAGGCUGGUCCGAUUGACAGCAGUGCAUUUCAGAUACCUUCUGGCAUGUUCUGUGAUGGUGCAAAUGUGACUAAAGAUGUACCAACACUUCCUGAUCAAUUCUCGACUCAUGUCCAAGUGUUCAAUGCUCUUAAUAAGACGAUUUCUCUAUUUGAGGAAGUCUAUGAUGGCCCAAACGAGCGUUUCAUGUUCAAUUCUCCUUCUUAUCGAUCAAUUAGAGACUUUCGUAUCGGCAUUGGUUUCAGUUUGUUCAGAGGGGCAUGCAAGGCAAUUGCUCUGACACCAUCUUACUUGAAGGAACACAGAGUGCCUUUUGCUAAAAUAGCUGCUGAUCAUAAACAUUUGGAAUUGAAGUCAGUGAAAGAACUAUUUGGUUUCUCUGGUCAAUACAAUGUUUCAUACAUUGGAAUUCGAACAGUUAACGGUAUUCCAUGUGAUGUAUUUGCGGAGAGACGAAACGACUUUCCACGUCCUGGAAAUGCAACUAUCACUGAAAUGUCAUUUGCUAGAAAGUCACUCAAUUACAUUGCUUCUAGUCGGCCAGAACAUCAGGUUCCGAUAAAGUAUGAAUUGUACAGUGAGAGCCUGAUUGGCAGAUUGCAGUCACCUCCUUUGCCUCAUGAAUUCCACAGCGUCAUCAACGUUUACAAGUUUUCUUCCGUACUAGAAGAUGUACCUCACAUUGAUGUGACUGCCUGUUACUCAUCGAGUGCUACUGUUUGGUUCCAACUGAAUAAUGACUAUGAGACACUCGUGCGGUAUGGCAUCGAGACUUUUACAAGGGCUUGUGUGCAGAUGGUGGCUAGCAGUGCUUUGGUGGACGUGUCGCGUGUAACACGAAUGACGUUCACAAAAUUGGACAUCAAGGUUCUUACACAAGUGACCCUAGUGGGGUCUUUAAAUAACAACAGCAUUCAAGCAAACCUGUUUAUGGGAAAGAAUCUGGAUGACGGUGUUGCCAAGUUGCAAGCUAUUAUUGAGUCUGGCAAAUUUGUUGUUGUUGUGGGUAACGCAACGUUCAAGGGAGUGGAAAGCUCUUUCUCUACUACGAGCCCGGUAGGGUCAUCUUCAUCGUCAUCAGAUGCUAGAGUGGGAGUUUUUAUUGGAGCGGUGCUUGCUGCACUGUUCGUUGGUAUCCUGAUUGGUUGUUGUGUCGUCUAUAUUGUGGCAAAACGUAGAGGAGCGUUUUCUCCUACGUCUUACAACAAGCAUGAUAACCCUGUCUGAAGUGAGCAGUAAGGGUCAUGCACAGGACUCUGGUGCAAUGUAAAGUUGUGUUGUUUGUUUAGUUUGCAAUAUAUGGUAGCAGUGAUGUGAUGUAGUAGUCAAGGGUGUAGUGUUUACUCAAAUUCAUUUUUCUCACAAAUGUGAACUGGAUAUUCCUGCAUGGAAUUGUGAAAUGCACAUGUCCGAAUGUAUGCUGCAAUCAAUGAGUUAUAAUCAUGCCAUUGAAGUUACAACUUGUUACAUGAUAGUAUAGUCAGUCAUUUUUUCAUAAUAGUACAGAUCAGUCAGUCCAGAGAAACGUUACAGUU